This is a messenger RNA of Gekko japonicus, 1819 nucleotides long. Its product is annotated as transmembrane protein 182-like. The transcript is spliced from 5 exons. NCBI's taxonomy places the organism in Eukaryota, Metazoa, Chordata, Lepidosauria, Squamata, Gekkonidae. The record is from RefSeq and is a predicted model, not a curated record. The coding region runs from base 98 to 838 and encodes 246 amino acids. Gene Ontology annotation, cellular component: membrane.
ACUCCCCCCCCAUGCCCGGUCUCCUAACAAGCGGGCCGCUGCCCCCGUUCCCCUCCUUUCCUCAACUUUAAGCCCCUGCUCCCUUCCUCUUGCUGCCAUGAAGAUCAAAAUAGCGGCCUUUAUCGCCGGGAUCCUUGGGGUUUUGGGUGUUCUGCUCUUCCUGAUCGCCUUCGGGACCGAUUACUGGCUCCUAGCAACAGAGGCGUGCGGAGGAUUUGAACCUGAGAACAACACACUUCACACCAAGGAGGCUGUAAAGGGAGAGCAGAGGAACGACAGCAGAGAAGUCCUCACCUUCCACCAUGAAGGGUUCUUUUGGAGGUGUUGGUUUUUUGGAGACUACAAGGAGAGCAUCUGGACCUUCUGGUUUACUAGCCAAGGGCAUCCGAAACACUGCAUGAACGGUUACCUGUUCCCUAUGCCCAUCGCGCUCGGACCUUAUCCACACCCUUCCUAUGAUGCGACUGCAGUGUACAGGGGCUUCUGGACGGCGUUCAUCGUGCUGGCGGUCACUGCCAGUCUUGUUGGAGGAUUUCUGCUGGUGUGCGGCGUCCCCUUCGUCAACGCGCGCUUCUAUAAAGUUGGAGGCGGAUUCCUCAUCACAGCCGGAAUUUUAUUCGCCCUGUUGAUUUUUCUGUUUGUGAUGUGGAAGGAAUUUGCUGCCGACCUCGCAAAGUACAUACUUCUCGAAAGAAGGGCUCGAUGCGAAGAUGAGAUUCCUGUAAAGGUUUAUUAUGGAUGGUCAUUCAUCUUUGCGGCUGCCGGAGUCCCCUUAGUGUUACUUUCUGGACUUCUCUUUUACCUGGUUGGUUAUAGCAUUCUCAAGGAGCUGGAAUAAAAGAAGAGGACCUCUUCCUGCAGUCAACAAAGGGGACAUUGGUAUCAUCUGGGAAUGUGUGUGUGUGUGGGGAACCUUGCUACCAUGAACCCUAUUUAUAGAAAUCUUGGUAAAAUUAAAUUCAUGACAAGAGGUGCUGUAAAAUCAAGAUGCUGGAAUUACCCUACUGGGAAAUGUAGGAUUAGGUACAAAGUUAAAAUCAGGUUAAUCAUACUAUAUAUAUAUAUAUUUUUAAAAAAACCUAUUAUGGUUUUCAUCCAAGGAAUCCUGGGAAUUGUAGUUUUGUGAGCAUGCCCAUAGAAUCUGACUUUUGGGGGUGUGUGCAUGCUCUAAAUUGGUUUGAAAUCUGUUAAAUUGACACUGUCUUCCAUGAAGCUAUUCAGGACUCGUUUGAGAUUCCAAGCUUCUUCAGAGACGUACUGUUUGUUGAUUGAGAGCUCAGCGAGCAUUAAAAUAGGCUAGAAAUGGUUAUAACUUUCACCUGCAGGAAUUGCAGAGAUUUCCCAGGGAUUCUUGCAGCAUCCUGGUCAACUGCUCCGGGUGUUCCAGCAGGCAGGGUUCCGUUACAAAGGCUUAUUUAUCCCCGUGUUCAUAAGAGCUACAAACUUGGGUUUAAAUAGAGUGGAAUUGGACGGUGGGAAUUCUACAAUUCUGCCUCACCUACUAAUCCCUGUGCUUGCGCAACAGAUCCAUGUGCAUUUUGCAUCUCAGUCACUGAGAGCACGGAACUCUUCCAUGCAGAGCAGCAUCCCCAUUUCUUUCAAAGGAGAACCUUCUGCAGACAUUCAGGUGUAAUUUGUGUGGCUCUCCUCCUGUCACGCGUAUUUGAGAGCAUACAAGUCUCCACCCGAUAGAUGCAAUCCUGUAAUAUGUGAACUGGGCAACACAUGGGUUUUCCAUGGGGUUCUGGUUCGCUAUAGUAAAGGUAAAGGUUUCCCUUGCUCGAAAGCCAGUCGAAUCCGACUCUAGGGAUGCGGUGCU